Molecule: messenger RNA, 8619 nt
Organism: Oreochromis aureus
Lineage: Eukaryota; Metazoa; Chordata; Actinopteri; Cichliformes; Cichlidae
Gene: kcnq5b
Product: potassium voltage-gated channel, KQT-like subfamily, member 5b
Exons: 13
Coding region: 1153-4140 (995 amino acids)
Biological process (GO): transmembrane transport; potassium ion transport
Cellular component (GO): membrane
Molecular function (GO): voltage-gated potassium channel activity
Source: RefSeq, a predicted model, not a curated record
UGUUUCUCUCCUCUGUUUCCUGAGGGGGAGCCUCUUCUUGGCCCCGGUGGGGCCAGCUUAUAAGAAUAUUCAGCCUGUGUGACUGUGAACAGAAGAGGAAGUUCACACACGAGGCGUAACUGACAUGACUUUUUCUAACAAAGCAGAGUACAGCGUGGCUGCAGUGACACAAAGGAAACAACAGGCCGGUUUGAUUCCAUUCAGCCUCAGGACCCCCGCAGUUUAGAAUCGUCUCUGAGUUUAUGUCGGGCUGUUAUGUUAGUGCAGCACCGAGACAGAUGCACAACAGACGGCGUGACAGGUUCAAAAUGCACUUCAACCGAGAAAUUAUGCGUCUCUGGUGCCACGUGGUUGCGGUGACAGCAGGACAGCAGAUGACAGAGCAGGGUGACAUGCCAGAGCUUUUACUGUGCCAGUGUGAUCAGACAAACCAUAAAAACGUGUAAUAAAGAACAACAGAGUCGCUCCUCUUCGGUUUUCACCGUAAUACUUUCUGCAGAUGUUCACUGCGCCUUCCUCUGCGGUUACUUUUCCAGCACAGAAAGUGGAAAAUUCUGCAGAACCCGUGUUACCUGAUAGACUUUAAAAACCCCCAACAACCUGGUGUAAUUUUGAACUUCUUCAGGAAAUCGAAUUACACAGGAGCGACGGUUCCUCAUUUGCAUGUCCGCAGCUGACCUGGCGCGCGAAGACAAAACAACUCGUUCAGAGUGGAAGCUUCUUUCUUUAAACAGCGUGGAUGUAAAAGCGAGACAGAAUCGCCACAGCGACGAUAAAGUGUGAUAAAGAUAAAGCUGUCGCGCGAGGGCAGCUCUGAUGCGCCUCUGCACGUGGAAGCAACAGGCGGUGAAGCGAGAGGCGUCUCUCCUCGUGACAUCUGUAACUUGUGAUUUUGGUUCGAGCCAGCACAGGACACGCGGCGUGGAUACCUUCACGCGCGGGAGCCGUUGUGUAAACGCGGAGCGAGAAAGAGGGCGGUCAGAGGAGUGACGGCACACGGUGCGCCGCGCGCUGCUCUCACUCCCAGCUCGGCUUCUGGUGGGCUGCCCGUCGCACGUGCAGUUUGUUGUUCGUCCACGGCGGGACUACCGGCGUUGGGAGACGCAUGCUUGAAAAGACCUGCGCUCACUUGACACCCGCUUCGGUGAUGCCAUGCCCCGGAACCACAGCGGAGACGAAGGCGGCACCGGGCUCUGGAUGAGGACCUCACCGGGGCACCGUACCGAAGGCUACGGCUUGAAGGAUGUGGAGUCCGGCGGAAAGAUGAUGAACAACGCGGGAGACGGCUUGCUGUCGGCCCCCAGCGCCGCAGGUGCUGCCGGGUCCGACAACGCGAGGGGGAAGCAGGGAGCCCGGCUCAGCCUGCUGGGGAAGCCGCUCUUAUACAGCACCCAGAGCGGCCGGAGAAACGUGCGCUACCGGCGGCUUCAGAACUACCUGUACAACGUGCUGGAAAGACCGAGAGCGUGGGCGUUCAUCUACCACGCGUUUGUGUUCGUCUUGGUCUUCAGCUGCCUGGUCCUCUCUGUGUUCUCCACCAUCCCAGCUCAUCAGGAAUUCUCCUCCUACUGCCUGCUCAUUCUGGAGUUUGUGAUGAUUGUGGUGUUCGGGUUGGAAUUCAUCAUCCGUAUCUGGUCAGCGGGAUGCUGCUGUCGCUACAGAGGAUGGCAGGGUCGGCUGCGCUUCGCCAGGAAGCCCUUUUGUGUCAUUGACAUCAUAGUGCUGAUAGCGUCAGUGGCGGUGGUGUCAGCAGGUAGCCAGGGCAACAUCUUUGCCACGUCAGUCCUGCGAAGCCUGCGUUUCCUGCAGAUCCUACGCAUGGUGCGAAUGGACCGUAGGGGAGGCACCUGGAAGCUGUUGGGCUCUGUAGUCUACGCACACAGCAAGGAACUGGUAACCGCCUGGUACAUCGGCUUCUUGGUCCUCAUCUUCUCUUCUUUCCUUGUCUACCUUGUGGAGAAUAAGUUCAACAAUGAGUUUGCUACGUAUGCGGAUGCCUUGUGGUGGGGCACGAUCACCCUGACAACCAUCGGCUACGGAGACAAGACACCAAAGACGUGGACGGGGCGGAUGCUGUCCGCAGGGUUCGCCCUCCUCGGCAUCUCCUUCUUUGCCUUGCCAGCUGGUAUUCUGGGUUCAGGCUUUGCCCUGAAGGUCCAGGAGCAGCACAGACAGAAGCACUUUGAGAAGAGAAGAAACCCAGCGGCCUACCUCAUCCAGGCUGCGUGGCGUUAUUACUCCACCGACAGCACCAGGCCCUACCUGGACGCCACGUGGCGGCACUAUGAGAGCCUCCUGCCUAUCCACAGCCAGAAGUUGAGUUUCAAGGAGCGGGUGAGGAUGGCAAGCCCCCGAGGUCAGAGCAUCAAGAAUAGACAGACGUCAUCGGUGAACGACAGGCGCUCUCCGGUGGCUGACGCUGGCACAGAGGGCACCAGCCCCGCCAAGGUUCAGAAGAGCUGGAGCUUCAACGACCGCACGCGGUUCAGACCGUCGCUCCGCCUUAAGAGUCAGUCCCGCUCCACCACUGAUGGUGAGUCGGAGGACGGUUUUGAUGAGAAGGGCUGUCACUGCGACAUCUCGGUGGAGGACUUGCAGCCCUCGGUCAAGUCUGUCAUCCGAGCUGUCAGGAUCAUGAAGUUCCAUGUAGCCAAGAAGAAGUUUAAGGAGACGCUGCGUCCGUAUGAUGUGAAGGAUGUGAUCGAACAGUACUCUGCCGGUCACCUGGACAUGCUGUGCCGCAUCAAGAGCCUGCAGACCAGGGUGGACCAAAUCCUUGGGAAGGGCCAAAUUCCUCUGGAUAAGAAGAUUCGAGACAAGCUUCUCUCUGAUGGCGAUAUACUGGAGGACAUGAGCAUGCUGGGUCGCGUCUGUAAGGUGGAGCGCCAGGUCCAGUCGAUUGAGUCGAAGCUGGACUCCCUGCUCGACAUUUAUCGUCAGGUUCUGCGUAAAGGCUCGUCUUCGGCCCUCACGCUUUCCUCCCUUCCCCUCUUCGAGCUGGAACAGACUUCAGACUACCACUCCUCUGUCUUCAGCAAGGAUAUGUCCUGCUCCACCCAGGUCAGCAGCAGUGGAGUGCCGCCCACCAGCGGCUUCGUCACUCGCUCGUCCACCAGUUCUCAUCUCUCGCAGGGAGGACUCCAUCUCAUCCUGGGGCCCCCCAACGAGCUCAACCUCAAUCUCAAUGCCCCCUCUUCCACGCCUCCCUCUGGCCUCGCAUCAUCCUCUUUCAGCCCAUCGCCCCUGCCACAUCAUCAUCACCAUCGCCGCCACCACCAUCCCCAGGCUCAGGCCACCACACCUGAAAGUGGCACUGAUGAGGCUAUGGGGAGUUCUCCACCCAUCCUCACCCCGAACAGUGUCAGCAGUUCUGGGGACAGAGGAGUAGGAGAUGGUGGGUUUCCUCUUCUGGCGAGGCUUCCACCUCCACCCCCUCCUAGUCGAAGUCACGGCCCAGGCACUUUAGUGCGAACAGCCUCCAUAGAAGUAUCCCCUGAUAUAGAGGACUUUUGUGGAGGUCUUGGGACACAGAUGGAGGACAGCGGUGUCAGGAAGGACCUUGGCCUUGGGUUGGGGCUCAACAGAUUGGGGCAGCAGCUCCAAGGGAACAGCAACAGCAGGCUUAGCACAAAGGAGGAGGGAUCCUGGAGGAGACAAAUGAGCUUGGAGCUGGAGCCCCUGGUGCCACCAGCACUGGGCUGCUGCUCUGGGUCCAACGAGAUGGACCGAGGAUUGGGCAAGUCCAUGUCAGUGCAGGAUCUGAAGCAAGCAGCCCCCACCCAUCACGGCCACAGCCUGUCAUCUCCAAGCCCCAGUACAAGCAGUGACUCCCCCAUUGGUUUCCACAGCUGUAGCCAAGAUCCUGGGGGAGGAGGGGGUGGUACAGGCAGGAGGAGUGGAGGUGGGUGGGGUGAGGAGGACCUCUUUAUCAGUGAUAGAGACAUUGAGACGCAGGGACUUGACUUCUUGUCACAGGGGUCUGCCGAGACUCCGACUUACUCCUCGGAACUCCUGAGGACAGGCGGCAGAGCCGGAGCAGGGACCCAGGGCUCAAACCGCAGUCUGGCCAGCGGCCAUGCAUCCUUGCCCUCUACUGGCAGCAACGAGUUGCUGAACAUGCCACACGUACGGCUAAAAUAGACCCAGCUACAUGUCGGGAAGGCACACCAAUCUCACCUCAAAACGACGGUUUUUAUCCUUUUUGGAGGGAAGUGGGUGGGUGGGAAUAUUACAUGGGGUCUUCUUCUGUUUAUAUUCAUGUUGAUCCAUUUGAUAAGAAUCACAGUAUUUUCAUACAGGCUGACCAUAUGACAUAUCAUUGCAUGAGUUUUGUUUUAAAGUGUGAUUGACAAAUCUGAGAUAAGAGCUUGAGAAACGACAACAGGGACACUCAGAAACAUCCGCUGUUAAACUUGGGUUGAUAUGAGACCUUGACAUACAGCAUAAACUGCAUGCUUAUUGUAAAGAGGUACAGAGAUUUGAAAGGUACAGUUUGCACUCGAGGGCAUGGGCUCCUAACACUUGUUGAAACCCUCUCUGAGAAUGGCCAUGUUCAGUGUAUAAAAGCCACAUUUUGUGUCUCUCCCAUCAAACAAGACGUUUCCACACUGAAAUGUUACAUCACUACUGCCAGAUGCAUUUUUGUUUCUGUAUCUUUCCCAGUUUAGGAAGCCACAUCAUCUUUAACCUCUUAAGAUUCUCAAGGUCAUUGGUGACAUAUCUUAGGUUUCGGUUCCUUAGCAUCCAACCCAUUUUUGAACAUUUUCACCUGUUUGGAAAAUGGAAAAUCUUUUUAUAGAAAAAUUGUAAUGCUGAAAUGAACAAGACUUCAUUUGAGAUGUAACAUGAAAUUUGGCCUUGUGGCUAAAAUAAGACCCAACUCUAACCAUAAUCGGGAUGAGAAGUUAAGAGGGUAAAUUUUAUAAAACUAAAGCAAUACAUUCACAGGACAGAAUUUAAAUUAUUUUAGUUUCAAUCAAACCUUUAAAAAGAACUGUAUUCUAAAGGAAUAAACCAGUGUAAUGUGAAUACAGGCAAUACGAUUUACGUUUUCAUGCAUGUUUUUUUUUCCAUCUUUACAGCAAGAAUAACAAAUUUCUUGUGGUCUUAGGUUGUUGUCCUCCACACAAUUUUGGAACUCUGUUUUACAAGGUGCAAGAACACACAGGGAAAGUAGGGGAGGGGCCAGUUGCAUUCAGAGAUUUGAUUGGGCAACCAAAUGGGCUCCUGUUGGUACUUGUAGGGCCCCCCCCCAAAAAGAAAAAAUAUAUACACUGAUGUACUGGAGCAUAAUGAUGUUAUUGAGUAUUGUUAUGUUAGUAUAAGUACAGUUAGAUUCUCUGAGCACCAUGGUUCUUUAUCCCUUAUGUUUUCCAUCAAGGUAAAAUGACAUUUUUGGACUGUUCACCACAAUCACUGACUGUAUAUAAGAGAUGGACGUAGCUUUUAGAUCUGAAAAGUGAAGUCAAUGCAGAAGUGCCUUAAACCUGCAUUCUUUCUGAUGGCCAGCAGGGGGACACUCUCUUGGUUCCAAAAGAAAGCCCUGUUGUAUAAACUGAGAAAGAAAUGUCCCUACUGCUCAUUUCCUCGAUGAGUUCAUAGUUAAAAUCACUAGUUUCAAGUAAAAUAUUAUUCAUUUUGUGAAUCGUGAUACCUAUUACUGUGCAGGACAUAAAGCAGGUUUACAGGGUGAACAUAUGGGCAUUAAGUGUCCCUCAGUUUCACCAUCAACUUCACCUCUGCUUUCAAAACACCAAGAUGGGAACCCCAAAAAUGCUUCAUAGCAGGAAAUGAGUAACCAAUAGGUGAAAGCAGAGUGGCUACCUCCAUCUUAUAAAGUCUUUGUUCACUUACACUCUGAUUCUUUUGGUGUCUUAUUUUGAAACUUAUACAACCAUAAGCUGCUACUCAGAGGUUCAGCGGGAAGAAAAGAUAUGCUUUAUCCCAAAGCCCAACUUUUGUGUACUUUAGGCUUUUUCCAAACACAACAGGUACAUUCAAGUGUGGAUUUUAUCUUAAGUUGGGGAGUGGAACCACACCUCACAAUACCCUCUUCAAGCCAAUGGUCUACAAAUCUUUCUUGCCCUACAUAUUUGUAUAUUAUUGUUUUCAUGCCCCGCCCUCUCUCCUUGCUACUUGUGGGAUCAGCCCGGGAGCCGGUGUUACAACAACAAAGUGAUAGUCUGCCAAAAAGUGAUUCCUGAUGUUUCAGUGUGUGUUUUAUUUGUAAUGUCUUUAUUUAUAUUGAUUAAUAGACUUGAACAGGAUUUAAAAAAGGAGUUUUACAUAAAAUAACAAAAUGACCAGUUUUGCAAGUAUCUUUAUGACCAUGUGUUCUUGUAGCUACAUUAUAACCAAUCUAGUUCUUUUUGGUCACUUAAAACAUCUUUUAUAUUGUAUUUGUUUCAACUACUGCUGUGCUCUUGACCAGAUCACUCUUAAAGACAUUUUUGAUAUCAAUGAGAUUUGUUAACUGGAUAAAUAAAGGAUAUAUAUGCAUCCAUUCUCUUCCACUUAUCCUUACCAAGGUUACGGGGUGGAACUGUAGCCUGUGUCGUCUACUAUAGGCGAGAGGCACGAUGUGCCCUGGACAGGUCGCCAGUCUGUCGCAGGGCUAACAUAUAGGGACAGACAACCAUUCCCACCUAUGGGCAAUUUAGAAUGACCAAUUAACCUAACCCCACAAACUGCAUGUCUGUGGACUGUGGGAGGAAGCCUGAGAACCCACACAAACACAGGGAGAAAAUGCAAACGCCACACAGAACGGUCCUGGGCAGAUGGUGGAGUUGAGCCUUCUGGCUUUGAGGCAACAGUGCUAACCACCAUGGCACCGUGCUGCCCUACAUAUAUAAACACCAAAAACUCUGCAGCUUCUACCUUGUGGCAGGAAUGCUGUUGUAGCUCAAGAUGACUUGAUAUCAUUCAUGAGGGAUACAUUUGAUACAUGUUUUAUAUAUUAUAGGCUAACAAGUGAUUUACAGUAGUUUAAAUACAGGCAAUCGUUUUUUGGCAGAUGAUCACUUUUUGUCAACACCACCACCAAUCCUCAGCCCGAGGUCAUAGCUCACCAUCUAUUUGUUACCUUCUUUCAAAUGUCCAGUUGUGUUUGAGGUUGUGGUCCCUGCUACUGGCUCAUACAGAUGACUGUAUGAGUUAUUUUUCUGGUCAGAAUGAGGCUUUGGGGUUGACCAAGCAUAGAGAGCCAACACAAAUUGUUAUUCCUGGCCAUUUCCUUGGAUAAAUUAAACCCCAUGUUAAAAAAUGUUGGUCUCUUUGAUGGGUGGCUGGAAAACCCCUGAACUCUUAAAAUCAUUUUUUAAAGGCAUGCAUGCAAGUUUGCUGUAUGCACACGUGUACAGAGAAGAAUGCCCGUUCUCACCAGCAGCCAGUGAGGACGUCAACAGAGGUACAAGCAGUGGCUGUUAACUUCACAUCAAUUAUGCACCGACCAGUUGGUUUCCCAGCCGAUCGCAGCCAUGGAUUAUAGCAUAUCUCGAAUGUCAUUACCUGGUUUAAGAGAACUGCUUGAUAUCAGAACAGGUGUGACCUGGCAAAGCACUUUGUUUUGGUUCAGAAACACUGAAGGAAAUGUUUAGGCGUACGAGUUUUUCUUGUAUCUGGCUUUUCUCCCGGCCUGUUCUUACAUGAGGGAAGAUUUUUAAACUCUUAUUUAAAAUCAUGGUCAAUGUUUGCUUUUUUCCUAUACUCUGUGAUGUGGGGAUUAUUUUUGCUUCCUGGCUACAGAAUGUAUAGUCACUGAGUAUUGACAUUAAGACAAGAAAAGCAAUGUCCAACCUCCUUGUUGCAUGUUAGAGAAUUAGAUGCAUUUGAUACGGUUAAGUAGGUUUUUCUGGUACUUGGGAAAACUAUUACAGCACAGCUAGAUGCAAAUCAGUUUUGGAACCCAGUGAUUAGUCCACCUCUGGCUAUCACAGGUAAAAACUGACGGGCUGGUCGAUCUACAUUCCUACCCUAACCUAUGAUUGUGGAUCUGAGUGUCCCUGCCCAUGUGACACAGAGAGGCCAAACAGUAGGGUAAAAACUUGGAUUGAUCUAUAGAUGCAUGACAUAAAGCACCUGAAUAAAUUCUGCAGAUACCCCUUACCAAAAACCAGAAAAGUUUGAGGAAGCUUAGUUUGCUUUGAAGAAUGAAUUUUAAUCUCCUUUGCAUGAAGAGGCUGCCAUAUCCAAACCUAUCUAGAAGUGAUAAUGAAUGCUAUGCCAUCACUUGAGUUUAAAAUCAAGGAGCCCAGCUCUGAUAUGAAGUCUACAAAAUGUGCAGUACAUCCAGUAUACCGGUGCCUUGCUUGUAUCGUACAUAUUGAUCUUUGAGUUUAUUUAGUUUCUGAAAGGUGCAUUAGGUUCCUCCACACAGAGAUGAUUGCACUGUCUUUAUUUUCUCUCAUUAAGUUCUUACUUGAGGCAUUUUAGUUUUUAUAUUUAGAGAUUUUGCUAUGGAGCUAAAAAUGGACCUUUGACAUGUUACCAUUCUAUCAUUUUAAUUUAUUUAAAUUAUGUUCACAUAUUUACACACUAGUAAUAAUCUCAGAUUUAUGAAGCCUGUAAUGUAAAUGCAAGCGAACUUUUAUUCUCAUUCAUCAAUAAAGGAAAUUCUACAGA